Episyrphus balteatus (marmalade hoverfly) is the source of this 1967-nucleotide messenger RNA. Its product is annotated as pickpocket protein 28-like. The transcript has 7 exons. The record is from RefSeq and is a predicted model, not a curated record. NCBI's taxonomy places the organism in Eukaryota, Metazoa, Arthropoda, Insecta, Diptera, Syrphidae. Gene Ontology annotation, biological process: sodium ion transmembrane transport. The coding region runs from base 115 to 1872 and encodes 585 amino acids. Gene Ontology annotation, molecular function: ligand-gated sodium channel activity. Gene Ontology annotation, cellular component: membrane.
AUUCCUUUUAACGAUUUUGAAUUGUUCAAGUUGAAACAUAAGCUUGUUUCUGACAGGACAGUAUUUAUCAGAGCUGCGUUCGGAAAAAGUGAUUGAAAAUUUUGUUCUGACAAAAUGACUUAUUUUAAAGAUAAUAAAAAAAUCAUAAGUCCUGAUUUAAUUAACCAAAUUCGAACAAAAUUUCAAGCUUUCAAAAACAUAGUCAUCGAAUAUUGUGAAGAAAGUUCAAUUCAGGGCUUAAAAUAUAUCGGAGAACGAAAACGGCCAUUCUUCGAUAGAAUCAUUUGGCUAUUUGCUGUCAUCAUUUCAAUAUCAUUGUGUUACUAUCUAAUUGGAAAUAUUUUCAAUCAACGCACUAAAACUCCAGUCAUUGUAACAUUCAAUGAAAAAGUAACACCCGUUUGGGAUAUUCCAUUUCCAACAGUCACAAUAUGCCCCGAAACCAAAUACCACACAAAUCUAUUCAAUUAUACAAAAGUUUAUCAAAAAGUUAAAGACAAACAAAAUCUUACAAAGGAGGAAACUGAUAUGUUUGAUGCAAUUGCACAAACAUGUGUAGUAUCUAGGUUAUUUCUCGAUCAAAGAUUGGCCAUCGCCUAUUCAUCAGAUCUAAUCAAAGCUAUGUUGACUGUAGCUCCCACAUUAAAUGAGACUUUAUCAGAGUGCCUUUUUAAAAAAUACAGCGACGGCGUGGAGCAAACAUGUAAUGCACUAUUUGAUACUAUCUUGACAAAUGAAGGAAUUUGUUUUACGUUUAAUUCGCUUAAAUCUAAUUACUAUCGACCAGAAUUGCUCAAAGUACGCAAAGCAGAUUUUAUCGGUACCCGAUUUGAAAAUGAUAAAGAAAUAAAAUGGGAUUUAGAAAAUGGCUAUGACCCAAAAGCUAAUGAAGAUGCUUUUCCAUAUCGUGCUUUAGAUGCUGGAGACCUGCAAAGUCUUGUUGUAACUCUGGCAGAUCGAAUAGAAGACAAACAAGAAAUAUGUAGAAAUUAUGUUCAAGGUUUUAAAAUAGCUGUUCACACUCCCGGAGAAGACAUACAAAUACUGUCGAAUAAUUAUAUCAACGUUCCCUUGGAUCAAUCCGUUUCGAUUACAAUCACGCCGAAGGUGGUGACAUCUGAUGACUUGCGUCAUUAUACUCCAGAAGAACGCCAAUGCUAUUAUCAAAAUGAACCGUAUUUGAGGUAUUUCAAAGUCUACACUCAGGCGAAUUGUGAAUUGGAAUGGCUGACAAAUGCUACACUAUUAGAAUGUGGAUGUGUCAAAUUUGCAAUGCCAAGAAAUGCUUCUCAUUUAGUUUGUGGGUAUGAAAGUGAUUAUUGCGUUGACCUUAUUACAAGCUACAGUAGAACUUUGACAUUUAGAAAAGAAAAAGAUAUGGAAUUGAAGCAUAGUUGUUAUGAAAAAGGUGAUUGUAAAAAUUAUUGUCUACCAACAUGCUUCAGCAUUGAGUAUAAUGCAGAAAUUAAACAUCAAAAUAUAAUAGAUUAUGCUCAGGUAUUGAAAACUAAAGUAGACCCUUUCGCCAGUUUUAAAUACAAUUUUUCAACCACUCGAAUAAGUCAAAUAAGUAUUCACUUCAACGACCAUCAAUUCAAUGGUUUAAAACGGUCCGAAUUGUAUAGUACAACAGAUUUAAUUGCAAAUUGUGGAGGUUUAUUGGGACUUUUUAUGGGUGUUUCGAUUUUGAGUAUGGUGGAAUUUGUAUAUUUUUUUACAUUGAGAAUAUUGACGAAUUGGACAAAUACUACCAAAAUACAAGAGAAUAAAAGCAAUGGAAAUAAUGCUUUUUGGACCCGUUCCGUUCGCCACCCAAGGAUUUUUAAAAUCCAUCAGUCGAAACCGAAUUCAAGCAUUCGAUUUAGGAAAUGAAAAUCUAUCAAUAGGUUUUGAGUGUGUUAAACAGCUUUUUUAAAAAAACUCAUUAAAUUAAUUAAAUUAAAAAUAAAACAAAUACUAAAAUGUAU